Messenger RNA from Pichia membranifaciens NRRL Y-2026, 1491 nucleotides. RefSeq lists its product as hypothetical. NCBI's taxonomy places the organism in Eukaryota, Fungi, Ascomycota, Pichiomycetes, Pichiales, Pichiaceae. Bases 337 to 1491 code for a protein of 384 amino acids. The record is from RefSeq and is a predicted model, not a curated record. The transcript has a single exon.
AAAUGAAAAAAUUGAAAGAAAUGAGAAAACAGAUGAGAUGUGAUUACGUAAACAAGUUUUAGGCUUGAAACCGUUGUCCGACAUAACUGAUAGUUCUCCGAGAGGUCUCAAGCUCUGAGGUCGUGUGAUCUAUCAGCAAAUCAUGUUUGUUUCAGACGUUGCAAAAAUCCAGUAGAUACUAGCUAGCAUUAUAUAAGGGCUGUAGUUUGACUUUGUCACUUUUUAAAGCUGCUUUGUAAAAGAAGGAAGAAGGACAAACUCCAUGUCAUGCCCGGAAAUGUAAUUCUGAGAUAGGCGGCCACGUACACUUCCUUCCCACAUUAAAGCUCUGUCAGCAUGAAAUUCAAUGUGCUUGAAUUUCUACAUUUUCACCGCCGGGAUAAGGUUCCCAAGGUUCCCAAGUCCCCUAAGGUCUCCAAAAUCCCAAAAGAUAAAUCGUCCUUUUUCAAGGGUAAGGAAAUUAAACACAAAGACAAGGAGAUCGAGCACAUAAAUCCGUUUUCUGAAUCGGACUCUUCUGCAACUCAAGCUGAGAAGAACCCUUCCAAAAAAAACCAAAACUCAGAUACGAAUAUCAUGAGAAAGUCAAAAUCCUUCAAUGACCUCAAACAAAACGUUUUCACCUCACUUAGGAGAAGCACCUCGUAUCAAAGGUUGUCAAAAAAUUUAAACCUCAGUUACACAAAUCUAAGGACUCCGCUAGCUACUCUAGAAGAAAACAAGUUGGAUUUAGAAGAUUCUCACUCACUCAUAAGACAACAAGAACCGCGUAGUACUAUUCUUACAGAGCCUUCCUUAGCUGUCACUAAAGAGGAGGAAAUGAAGUUUGAUUUUGCGACCGAAGGGAAUACAACAAAUGAAACAUAUACGAGCAUGUUUAACAGCAUAUAUGCAGACUACUAUCUUGAUUCCGAUUCUGAAAGUAUUCAAUCAUCUGCCAUUUCUGAUAAAAAGGUUGUUCCACCAAGCGAGUAUUUACUUUCGUCAUCUGGAACACCAAAUUACAACAUUGUACCUCAAAUAUUACCACCAUUUCCUUCUUUUGUUGCAGACAAUCCAUUUGCCGACUUUGAGGAGUACAAUCAACUACCACAUGAGAAACUUUUGUUACGAGCUUCGCAAAUUCAUGGUUUAUCUCCUACUUGCUCACUUUCUUCUGCUAUCAAAAGUUACAGGAGGAGUUUGUAUUGCGAAAGUGAUGAUAAUGACAUAUCUAACAAUGAUGAUGAUCUUAUCUUCUAUAGCAACGAGAAAAAAAGCAUAGUACCUUUUCCUCAAACUAGAAUACCACAGUCACCAUUACCAGCGUUGCCACAGCCUUCUCCAUUAUUCUCAACUCCCUGUAGAUCAACCAAAGGUUAUGAUUUGGUGCUUCCUAAUAUAAAGCGUGAAGAAGUCACAGAUUUGGAAGAUAAGAGCCUGUUUGAUGCUUUGAGUAAGGCUGAAUGGUGGGACUGUUCCAAAAUAACAUUGGUAUCUUAUAAUGAUUAG